AUGGGCAAGGAAAGCGAUGCAGAAAGUAGAAGUGCGGCCGAAUACGCCCUCGCCCAGCAAUGUUUCCGUGACCACCGAGGCGCUCCAUAUCGAUUCCAAGACCAAAUCCGUGACAUGAGAGAGACGAUCCAACAGGUAGAGUCGGAUGGAUUGAUCCACCAGCCUGGCCUCGUCGCUACGCAUCUCCCAUUUACAGAAAUCGACUUGGAUCUCAUUGAUGGCCCAGAACCGAUGUUGGCUAGCCCAUGUUCACCCCCAGAUCCUACCAUCUCAGCUUCAUUUAUUGACCCUGCAGCCUUUCGGACCUUCAGAGAGUUGCGGAUUUCUCCAGAGCCAUUAGAUCUCGGAUUUGAUAUCAAGAAAGAUACUCAACAAUUCUUGGACGAUAUUUACUCGAAACGCUUCUGCAAUGUGCUGAACGAGUGGCUCCCCCUGAGCCCAGUCAAUACCGACAAGGAUCAAGGAUUGGAGUUCUCCUCCGCCUCUUCGAGGUGGCAGAUGUUGGCCCUUCGAGAAAUCAAUCGUAAGAACAUUGAAGUGUCCGAUGCGGCGAAACAAUUGGUGCGUAUCGCAGAGGACACGACUGUAGCUCAGACGACAUGGCUGAGCGGGGAGGCUUUGGGACUGAACAGGGCAAUCUACCUAGAACCUGUGUCACCUCCUCUUUCUCCAUCUUCAAGCUUGGAUGAUCCCUUUGUCCCAAGUCGCUGUGUCACCAUUAUCGAUUUGACAUCGGAGCCAAGCAGCCCUCUGAAUUCUCCCGUCGCGAAACUGCAGAAGGACCUUCAAAAUGGAUGUGUGGACUCCGAACCCGUGGCACCAUUCUCUUCAUCACGCUCGUCCUCCCCACCAAAUGAGCUUCAAUGCUUUGGGUCGCCGCGUUGCAAGAAGUCAACCCUCAAGCUUGAUGUCCCGCUAGUAAUCUCCAGUCCAUUUCAACUCGAACCCAGCAACUCCUUUACGGAUGCUGUAGGAGAGAGCAGCCUCGACACUGAAGAGAUAGAGUUACAGCCCACAGGCGCCGCCCACGGAUUUUUCGACGAGGCAAUGGAAGCUAUCAUAGACUCCGGCCACGAACGUACAGUACGGAGGCUGGAAGACGAACGGCUUAACCCAACCGACUCAUUCCUGAGAGUGCAAGUGCCUACUCUCAGCUUCGAUCACCCGGAACCUGAAUGGAAGGAUCAUCUAUCAAGUCCCGGGGCUCAAUUCAAGUGGAUAAAGAGAGCAAUGCCAAUCGCCUUCCAGCUUCCCCCAGCCAGCUCGCUUGCACAGCUGGGAACUUCGUUGAAGUGGACGCCGAUACCACCUGGAACUGGUCGAGUGUCUUCGGUUGAAUCCCUGGAACCUCUGAGUUCAGCAAGUCGGCACUACCUUAUGAUCGAGAUCCCCCGUCUUGGCAGUGGGGAUUACGUUUCGAAGACCACGAAUUUGUCGAUCCUUCGUAUCUUUGACGACGAAGAGAUCGAACCCGACACAUCACUUGUUGAAGAUACGAGCUGUGCACCAAUUUCAGUGGCGUCUUCGGCCAAAACUUCGUCUGCCAACGACCAGCAGGGUUCUCUAGACGCGUGGUGGAAGGCCCAUCUUCCGAUUGCUCAAUCAUCGAGAAAGAAGGCGAUAAUAAGAUCCAAUAACCUCUUACCACAUACAAACGACUCGAGUGCCACAAGCAAGCUUUUGUCAAGCUUCAUUCAACUUCGACGUCCUAAAAGAUUCAAGCUCUCAGAGGACUUUCCACAACACGCCAGACCCGUCAGCGAAGACGUCUCAAAGCAUCUCGCUCCGACUAGUCUGCGACAGAACUUGCAAGAUGACACCGACCCCAAUAUUCCCAAGGCGCCAGUCCCGACGUUUUGCAUUCCAUUCGAAAAGUGCCGUUUCGUGGUAUCCAUGAGUCUAAAUCGAACCGUCUUGUGCUACAUCGAGAAGACAUGGCCUCAAGUAGAGCUGAUAGACAAGGACUUCUCACAGUACAACGAAACUAAAUGGUCCCCUGGCUCAACCCAACGUCAAGAAGUCAAAUCUAUCCUAUCGUCUGAAGCCGAUAUUGCCCUGUCGCCAAGUGCAGGAAUCAUACUUACAACGAUGCUCAAGGUGAAGCAGAAACCCCUUCCAGGCUCAAACUCACCCACACCACUGCGCAGCCAAGUCCAGCGAGUAAGCGAAAAGUACGAAUCUCUUUACAUCAUCGUCUCAGAGGGGAACCCGCAGGGAGAAUACGUCGGCACGCCGAGCGCUUCCGACAUGACCGCCUAUGCCGACUUUGUACGAUUCACAACUUCUCUCCAAGCUGGCGUCACCACAGAGCUCAUCCACGGAGCCGAAGAAACCUUAGGCAAAUGGACAUUGGCCCUGAUGUCGAGAUUCGCCGCAGAGUCUUUGCAGUUUGCGCACCUCGUCAACGCCGAGGAUACGGAAUGGGGGCUUUUUCUACGACGUGCUGGGAUGAACAUUAUCGCAUCGCAGGUCCUCGAAGGGCUGCUCGUCACUGAAUACGGAGACUUGGGAAUGGUCCGCUUCUUGGCAGCAUCGUGUGAGGAGAGGGUGUUGAAGUAUGGUCAGAUGAUGGGAGGCAACAGGGUUCUGGCGAAUGUUAGUCGGCAGCUGGACAAGGGGUGA
Ilyonectria robusta is the source of this 2622-nucleotide messenger RNA. RefSeq lists its product as uncharacterized. Lineage: Eukaryota; Fungi; Ascomycota; Sordariomycetes; Hypocreales; Nectriaceae. The record is from RefSeq and is a predicted model, not a curated record. The transcript has 2 exons. Bases 1 to 2622 code for a protein of 873 amino acids.